ACCCGCGACAAGUGUCCCAACAGACCUGAUUAGUGGCAUCUGUUUAUUAUCCUGCAUUUUCUUCCUCAUGUGUCUCUUCCUCGGUACUGGAUUUGCCAAUUCCUUUGUCUUUACGUCAACCUGUUUACUUUGUUCUUUAUUGGAAAUGUCAUGAUACCUACAUCGGGACUGUCCGGACAGGAUUGUGCUACGUAAUAGCACGCGCCCACUGCAACCCACAUCCUAUACACCCGACACUACAGAAUCCCACAGUACUACGCACUACGCACGUACGCCAAGAUGGGUUCCUGGACCGGCUUCGUUUUGACGUACCUUUUUGGCGGCAUCACCUUUCUUCCGCUCUUACUGCUGAUCGUCUUUAUCCACGGCUACCUGACCUUCCCCGACCGGCCCGACCUCGACCCCAGAAACGCCGCGGCCAGCGGCGCACACGACGGCCAAGAUGAUAUUGUGCAGCCAGGCGAUGAUAUCGCGACCCUCAAGGCGGCGCAGAAGCUGUCGCGAGAAGAGACGCGAGCCAGGGCCAGCCAGAAUGACUCGGACGUUGCGGCGGGCUACUUUGCCGUUUGCAGAGAGUACGAACCUAUGGGCAUCAACGCCAAGCCCAUAGAGCGGGCGACACCCGUCGGCUCGGCCACCGUCGCGGCUCCUAGUCAGAGUGUUUACCAGGCUAUGUACAGGACCAUUUUCGACCGGAAGCAGCCGGCCGGGCCGUUGGAUAGCAAGAACGGCACCAGCCAGCGGCCGAGAAAGGCGGGCAAUGUGUUUUAUGUAGUUUUAAGACACGGUCAUAUCAUGCUUUUCGACGACGACGAACAGCUGGAGGUCCGGCACGUCAUCUCACUUGCACACCACGACAUCAGCAUAUUUUCUGGCGAGGAUUCGCCUACCCCCGAGGGUGAACUGUACAUCAAAAAGAACGCCAUCUGUUUGACAAGGAAAGAGGGUGGAUUAGAUGCGACGGCGCCGGACGCCCAACUUUCAAAGCCGUUCUAUCUGUUCUCGGAGAACUGUUCGGCCAAGGAGGACUUUUACUUUUCGCUCCUGCGAAACCAGAAACAGAGUUUCCGCGGCGAGCAGGCCGGUGUGGACGCUCCGACGCCGUUGCAAUAUGAUGUCAAGCAUAUAAUAUCGCUUGUGCAGAAGCUGCAUUCGUCCGAGGACCACCUGCCCACGCGGUGGCUUAAUGCGAUGAUUGGGAGAGUAUUCUUGGGUAUAUACAGGACCAAGGAUCUCGAGAACUUGAUUCGCGAGAAGCUUACUAAGAAAAUAUCACGCGUCAAGCGGCCGUCAUUCCUAUCAAACAUCUCUAUUCAGCGCAUCGAGACGGGAGACUCGGCACCGUAUAUCACGAAUCCGCGCCUGAAGGACCUCACCGUGGAGGGCGAGUGCGGCGUCGAGGCGGAUAUUAAAUAUACCGGCAACUUCCGCAUCGAAGUUGCGGCCACUGCGCGUAUCGAUCUGGGUUCACGAUUCAAGGCCAGGGAGGUCAAUCUGGUUCUGGCCGUGGUGCUGCGAAAGUUAGAGGGCCAUGUGCUGUUCAAGAUCAAGCCGCCACCAAGCAACCGUCUCUGGUUCUCGUUUCAAACAAUGCCCAAGAUGGAAAUGACCCUGGAGCCUAUUGUAAGCUCUAAACAGAUCACAUACGGGGUUAUUCUCCGGCAGCUUGAGAGUCGAAUCAAGGAGGUUGUUGCAGAGACGCUGGUGCUACCUUUCUGGGAUGAUUCGCCAUUCUUUAGCACUGAACAUAAAAAGUGGAGAGGCGGAAUAUUUGAGGGAGAUGACGCAGUCGUAUCCUCGGCCGAUCUGGAGACGUUGGCUGCGCAACUAGGGGCAGUCGAUGAGGUUGAAAAAUCCGAGGAGCAGUCAACGACCCAUGCAGCACAAUCCACCUCAGAUCUCCCGGCGAUGGAGAAGAGCCACAGUCUUCCUGUUCUGGAGCAGACUAGUACCACAACCGGAGCUUUGUUUGGACAAAGGUCAAGUGCAAGUACCAAGUCGAAAUCUUCUGGUCACAGUAAAAGGGGAUCAAUAUCAUCGACCAACACAGAGACAAGACCCCAGUUCCCGCCACGUCCGUCACGGUCUGGCUCAAUCACGGGUCCUUCAUCGCCGGUGGUAAGCACAGACACUGUCAAUUCAGACAUAUUCAAGCCAUCUUCAUCCCCACCAUAUGAGAGCGCCGCCGCGCAGGCCAUGGCUCACUUGUCGGCGAGAUCAGCCCUUGGAACGUCACCACCAGAUUCACGACCACCUGGCUCUGCAUCAAAACCUUCAAAUAGCAGCCACGUGUCAGUGGCUUCAUCUAAGGACGGGACUGAUUCCGACAAGGAUCGAAACUUUCUUGAUGCUACGCCCAAGCCUGAUCGCCGACAUACAGUCUCGUCUACGAACAGUGGCAGGUCAGAUGAGGACGACGCUUCACCGGCUGCAUCGGUGAAAAGCAAUCUCCGAGCUCAGACGGGCACCCUAACGCGCAACUUCUUUCUACGACACAAGACGUCAACUGAGUCACUGGCAGCGGCAGGCGGCAGUGGAGCGGGAGAUACACCCAAGCGCAACGCGAUGGAGGCUAUCGCAACCGCCGCCACAGUCGCCAAGAGAUGGGGCCUUAACGCGCUGCAGAGGAAUGCAGGCGACGCGAACGGAGUCGGAGGCAAGUUGGAGGGUGGUGCAGAUAGAGAGGAUCAGCAACCUCUGGACCUGAGUAAACCUAUGGGUGGUGGCAGGCCUCUGCCGCCGCCAGGGACACCACUGCCCAUGCCGGAUAAGAAUUCCAAAGUGACCUCAAUACCAGUGCCGCAACCCAAGCGGAGACCCAUCGUCCCACCGCCACAAUUGGUGCACCCGGGAGAGAACCAAGGCAGCGGCAGCAAUAAUAGCACUCAGGACAAUGGCAGCAGGAGAGGCGGCAUGCAAAGGAAAAUAGCUCCGCCGCCGCUGCCAAAAAGGCGGCAUGCGCAGCAGAACAACGAUAGCCCGAGCCGCGCCAACGGCGACAUGAUGCUGGUGGUUGAGGCACCAGCAGAUUCGGAGCCGACGUCGCCGCUAAGCGCUACCAGUAGUGACGGUGGUUCUGGCAGGAUCGGGUACAGGAGGCCGUGGGUUGAGGUUGAGGGAGAAGAGGUCGAUGAGGUGCCUAGUCGUGGUAGGUCUAGGAGUAGUCAGAGGCGACAAGGUGUCCAGGACGUUGAGGAUGAUGAGGGUGUUUCGGCUUGGAUGGAUGAUGGCGACGCUAUAGAAGAGGAGUCACCCCAACCGCCCAAGCCGCCGAAGCUGCCACAGCGAUCGAUGCUUGCUCAGCUUGGCGUCGCGGCAAAAUGAGUAUCCUGCCAGCUUGAUUGGUUUUUACUUUGUUGAAAUAAAUAAUGAUAUCAAGUUCUACAUUGCA
This is a messenger RNA of Pyricularia grisea, 3391 nucleotides long. RefSeq lists its product as uncharacterized. The record is from RefSeq and is a predicted model, not a curated record. The coding region runs from base 280 to 3324 and encodes 1014 amino acids. Gene Ontology annotation, molecular function: lipid binding. Lineage: Eukaryota; Fungi; Ascomycota; Sordariomycetes; Magnaporthales; Pyriculariaceae. Gene Ontology annotation, cellular component: endoplasmic reticulum; ERMES complex. Gene Ontology annotation, biological process: phospholipid transport. The transcript is spliced from 2 exons.